UUAUCCGACAUGCAGCAUUAUCACUAACAUCGUGUUUUCCUCGAGAAUCCUAUCUUGGAAGUGCUUUACGAUGGUGCCAUGGAAAGAAAUACGUUUUACAGCAAUUUAUAACAUGGUAUCAUAUUGAUCAGUCGUUACGUGUCAAAAACACCUUAACGGUCGAUGAUAUAUUUAUAAAAGAACAAUGUGAUGAAAAAUAUUUGAAUUAUCGUUUUAUCGAAUCGUUUAAUGUUACAUUUCUAUCAUGUUGCCAAAAACAAAAUGUUGUAUUAAAUACAAACACGCAACUAAUAUACUUUGCUCGUUAUCGUCGUGGUUUGGUCACCUAUCAUUCAAGAGUCUAUUCACGAAGUGGACGAGCUAUUAGUUACUAUGUUUGUGUUAAAAGUGAUUUAUGUCCAGCUAAACGAGGAACAUGUUUUGCUGAGAUAUUAGUAUUUUUCAAAUUAAACGAUACUUAUGCAUUUAUAAAAGAAUAUUCCUGUAUUGACCGAUCUUUAACAGAUGGUUUAACUUGCACUGCAUCGACCGUUCUUAUUAAAAAAUUAAACGAAUUUUAUGCAUUUUUUAAUGAUAAACAUUUUUCUUAUAAAAUUGUUCUGGUAUCAGCUUUGUUGGAUAAAGCUAUACGUAUACCAUGGAAUGAGAAGGAUUUAUCAGUUUUUACAAAUGUUGCAUUAGACUGGGAGCAUGAUUAA
Molecule: messenger RNA, 698 nt
Organism: Didymodactylos carnosus
Lineage: Eukaryota; Metazoa; Rotifera; Eurotatoria; Philodinida; Philodinidae
Source: the annotation of a GenBank genome assembly